AUGUUGCUUGACCUUCCCAACGAGAUCCUGGUUCUUGUCCUCAGUCCGCUCGGUUUCAGGGACCUUGUCGUGUGUAAAAGCGUCUGUCGUACAUUGAAUGCAGUGAUCUGUGACGUCCUCUUCCUUCAGUACAAGCUGGUACUGGCCUCCUACGGUUUAUGCGACAAUGAGUUCAGCGUGACUGCAGUGAAGCAGAGGCUGCAGUAUGCACACCUUUUCAACUGCGCCCUCCGCGACAUCCGAUGGAUUCCGCACUUCACCUUCACGUUUGAGGGCCAACGUCUAGAUCAUCCGUCGUCGUUCGCCAUAUUCAGAGACCUGAAGAACCCGGGUACCCUAUCGCUCAUUUACUCCGGUUCUUCUCUUCGUGGUGCACCUCAGCGGCACUGGGUCAUUAAAGCGCCUCCUGCGAGUGUGUACACGUACACGUUCAAUCCCGCAGAAGACCUUGUCAUACUGCAGACAAUGGAUGUACCCAAGUCGCGCCAUCAUCUAUUGACCAUGUCUUCUGGCGCUCAACACCCCGCAGCAAGCCAUCCCUACCUCGAGAGUGAGACCAUUGGUCUUGAUACAACCACGUUUGGGCCGUAUCUCUUCGUACCUGGCACUCGCGACUUCCAUACUCUCUGGAAUUGGAAGACGGGUGAAAUGGUUACUAACAUCCGUUGCCAUUACUAUGCUGUCGCAUUUAUCGACCAAGAUCAUUUAGCAAUCGCCGCCAUGACACAGGGUGUUGGAUUGGCCCUGCUCAUCUAUCGUUUGCCCUUGAUCAUAUACAAUGAGGUCACGAACGUGAUGCAGCCAGCGCACUAUGCCUUCGGUCUACCAACCCUCCAUUCGCAAGACCGCAUUCGCGAACCCAGAUGUUGCAGCCUCAGACGCAAUGCCUCAUAUCCUCCCAUGUCGACCAUCCUCGAUGCCGGCGAUUUCUACUCGGAUCCGGACGAUGUGCUUCUCUCGGUGGAAUCCGCACAUCCAACUGAUCAGGGCCAGUACGAGUUCUUCAUGCCCUUGCGAGCUUUGCAGGCGCUUAUGACGCCCGAAAAUCGCGGGCGGUUCACGCCAUGGGCAAACUGGGGGCCGCAGCAUGUUCACGCGACUCCGUUACUCCGGUAUCCUCCAAUCGUUGGCUGGCGGGCCCAUUGCAUCUUCGGUAUGCGUCGGAUAGGGAUGUAUCCGACGCAGCGCGAGGACGGUGUGCUGGUAGCCAAGAUAUACGACUAUCAUCCGCGGCGCGUCGCUUUGGCCCGCAAAGAGCCGUCCUUCGACGGUCGGCAUUGGAGGGUUGUCGAUGGUGAGAAUGUCUCGGACGACUGGCUUCAUUCCGAUAUGCUGGAGACACAUCUUCCUUUCAUCGAGAUCGAGGUACCACUUCCCGAGGAGAUUCAACAUCAUCGCGGCAGCAUGGUCACGCUGGGCAUCAACGACGACAGCAUCGUCGUCUGUACUGAUUUCAUUGCGACGCGUCCGAACCGCGUCCACAUAUACACGUUCUAG
Messenger RNA from Peniophora sp. CBMAI 1063, 1497 nucleotides. The record is from the annotation of a GenBank genome assembly. Lineage: Eukaryota; Fungi; Basidiomycota; Agaricomycetes; Russulales; Peniophoraceae.